AUGGCGGUUCCUGGAUUUACCCUUGAUGUCUUCAUAUUUCUGUUGCACAUUAGUUCUGUGGCCAGUUAUCCCAAUGGAAAAGUAACAGGGUCAUGCCAUGGAAUGGUUCCUGAACAUGGUCAUAGUCCACAGUCUAAUCCUGUUCACAACAUUGCAGUGAGUCAGAACACAUUCAGACCAGGAGAUCAGAUCACAGUUACUUUGUCAGGACCACCAUUUAAAGGCUUUCUUUUAGAAGCUCGUAAUGCUGAGGAUUUGAGUGGCCCUCCUAUUGGCCCCUUUACGUUGAACGACAGUCAAGUGUCACAGCUUCUGACUUGUGAAGAUAUACAGGGAUCAGCUGUGAGUCACACAAGUUCAUCCAAAAAAACAGAAAUUAAGGUCUACUGGAAUGCUCCAAGUGGUGCCCCAAAUCAUGUUCAGUUUCUAGUCACAGUUGUGGAGAAGUAUAAAAUCUACUGGGUGAAGAUUCCUGGUCCUAUAAUUUCACAACCAAAUGCACUUCCUUUUACAACACCUGAAGCUAUAAUAGUACCUUUGUCAACGUUACAUCCAGUCUCCCAUUUAACCAAAUCAUUCAGUGCUUCGGACUGUGGAAACAAGAAGUUCUGUAUUAGGAGUCCUUUGAACUGUGACCCAGAGAAGGAGAGUGCCUGUGUCUUCUUGUCCUUCACAAGAGAUGACCAGUCAGUGAUGGUUGAAAUGAGCGGUCCCAGUAAAGGCUACUUAUCCUUUGCAUUUUCUCAUGACCGAUGGAUGGGUGAUGAUGAUGCUUAUCUGUGUAUUCGUGAAGAUCAGACCGUGCGCAUACAGCCUGCCCAUUUGACAGGAAGAAGUCACCCUAUAAUGGACUCCAGGGGUACUCUUGAGGAUAUGGCUUGGAGGUUGGCGGAUGGUAUUAUGCAGUGUUCUUUCAGAAGAAAUAUUACGCUUCCUGGGGUUAAGAAUAGAUUUGGUCUAAACACAAGCUACUACAUAUUUCUAGCAGAUGGUGCAGCUAAUGAUGGUCGAGUUUAUAAGCACUCUCAGCAGCCUUUGAUUACAUAUGAAAAACAUAAUGUGACAGACUAUCCAAAGAACAUAGGAGGAUCCCAUUCUUUGUUCCUCCUGAAGGUUCAUGGUGCUUUAAUGUUUGUGGCAUGGAUGACUACUGUUAGCAUAGGUGUACUGAUUGCCCGGUUCCUCAAACCUGUUUGGUCAAAAACUUUCUUCCUUGGUAAAGCAGUUUGGUUUCAGGUGCAUCGGGUGCUCAUGCUCACUACAUCUGCCCUCACCUGCAUUGCUUUCAUUUUGCCUUUUAUAUACAGAGGAGGCUGGAGUUGGCGUGCAGGUUACCACCCGUACCUCGGCUGUGUAGUGAUGGCUUUAGCAGUUCUUCAGCCUCUUCUGGCAGCCUUCAGGCCACCUUUACAUGACCCAAGAAGGCAAAUGUUUAACUGGACUCACUGGAGUAUGGGAACAGCUGCUAGAAUAAUAGCAGUGGCAGCAAUGUUCCUGGGAAUGGAUUUACCAGGACUGAAUCUUCCUGCUCCAUGGAAAACCUAUGCAAUGAUUGGGUUUGUAGCCUGGCAUGUCGGGACUGAGAUUGUUCUGGAGAUACAUGCUUACCGACUCUCUCGAAAAGAGGAAAUAUUGGAUGAUGUUAGAAUUCAGAUCCUUCAGUCAUUUACUGCAGCUGAAGCAGAGGGUCAUGCUUUUAAAAAGGCAGUGUUGGUGAUUUAUGUCUGUGGGAAUGUGACUUUUCUCAUCAUAUUUUUAUCUGCAAUCAACCACCUAUGA
Molecule: messenger RNA, 1779 nt
Organism: Cynocephalus volans (Philippine flying lemur)
Lineage: Eukaryota; Metazoa; Chordata; Mammalia; Dermoptera; Cynocephalidae
Gene: FRRS1
Product: ferric chelate reductase 1
Exons: 15
Coding region: 1-1779 (592 amino acids)
Biological process (GO): intracellular iron ion homeostasis
Cellular component (GO): membrane
Molecular function (GO): oxidoreductase activity, acting on metal ions
Source: RefSeq, a predicted model, not a curated record